Molecule: messenger RNA, 535 nt
Organism: Arabidopsis arenosa
Lineage: Eukaryota; Viridiplantae; Streptophyta; Magnoliopsida; Brassicales; Brassicaceae
Source: the annotation of a GenBank genome assembly
AAACUCACUUUUUCUAGUUUUUCUCUUCUUUUUAGCUCAAAAGAAAUCAAAAGAGACGCACAGAGAGAGAUCCAUGGAGGGUCUUCAAAGAUCAACAAUCUCCUUCCGCCGUCAAGGAUCUUCCGGUAUAGUUUUUGACGAUCGUCUCAUCGCCGAGCUCAACAAAUCAGGAGGCAACGAGCAGAAAGACGAUAGUCAACGCGACGAACAACCUAAGCCUAUGUCGGAAAGCUCAGAACAGGUCAAACCAAUCGCCGGCGGCGAUGAGAAAGACAAGCUCAGACCGAUUAAAACCGGUGGAGGAACACCUGGAGGAAUUGAGAGGAGUCGAUCUAACGGCGGAGGAGCUCAACGACAUCACAGAACAACCGGAAGAGUGUCUCCGGCAGUGGACCCGCCGUCUCCAAGAAUUUCGUCAUGCGGUUGUUGCUCUGCGUUUGGGAAGAAUCCGCCGGGGAAGAAGGUUAAUCCGAGGAAAAGGCCGCCGAAACGUAGAUCGAGGUAGGCGUCAGGGUCAUAAAUUUAUGAGAACAAA